Messenger RNA from Haliotis rubra (blacklip abalone), 2294 nucleotides. RefSeq names its product cytochrome P450 3A6-like. The transcript is spliced from 15 exons. NCBI's taxonomy places the organism in Eukaryota, Metazoa, Mollusca, Gastropoda, Lepetellida, Haliotidae. The coding region runs from base 113 to 1648 and encodes 511 amino acids. Gene Ontology annotation, molecular function: heme binding; oxidoreductase activity, acting on paired donors, with incorporation or reduction of molecular oxygen; iron ion binding. The record is from RefSeq and is a predicted model, not a curated record.
AAGUAGGCCACUGACUACCUUGGCGUAACACUUGCCAGGCUCUCCUUUAGUCAAGGACUGUCUAGCUGUCUUGCAGGAGUGUGGAGCACCGUUUCAUGCGUUUGCUGAGACUAUGUUGGAUCUGUUGAGUAUCCUGACGUCGGUGGCGUUGGCGUUGGUGACGGUGUCAUUGCUGUUCAUAUAUGGUAUGUCUAGUUACACUGUGUUCAAGAAGACCCGGAUUCCUGGUCCUCGGCCGAUUCCAUUCCUGGGCAACCUUCUGCCAAUGGCCAGAAGGGGAUUUGUUUAUCCGUUGUUGGAGUGGAAAGAAAAAUUCGGACCUGUUUUCGGUGUCUAUUUUGGUCACCAGCCUGUUGUAGUCGUGUCGGACCUUGAAAUGCUGAAACAGAUUGAAGUGAAAGACUUCAGCAAGUUCCAGAACAGAUGGGACAUUGAUUUGUACCCCAACCCCAUCAACAAGGGCAUCUUCUUUGAGAAGGGGGCUAACUGGAAGCGGAUCCGAAGCACCAUCAGCCCAACGUUCAGUGCCAGCAAACUGAAACUGAUGUGCCAUCAAAUUAAUGUGUGCGCAGAGAAGCUGUCUCAGAAACUGGAAGAAGUCACAUCAAGGGGACAGCAAGUCGAGAUCAAGGAUUACCUGUCUAGUUUUGCCAUGGACGUUAUCCUUAUGACAGCUUUCGGGAAGAAUUUAGACUCCCAGAAAAAUGCAAGCGACCCCUUCGUCAAGAACGCCUGCAACAUUUUCAAGGAUAGCGUCUAUACCCAGCCAUUCGUCUUCCUCGCCACUUUGUUUCCUAGCAUGGAGAAGCUGGGGAAGAAGCUUGGGGUGUCUGCAUGGCCUAAGGAUGCUGUCAACUUCAUCAUCAAAACUGUCAGGGAGAUAGUCGAGGAAAGGCGUCAUGAACACGAAUCCAAGAGUCAAGACUUCCUGCAGUUGAUGUUGGACGCUGAGAUGCCAGACGCCGAUGACGUUGACCACCAUGACGCCAACGGCAACGUUGACAAAAACCAAAAACGUCUCACGGAGGACGAGAUUAUCGGACAAGCGUUCCUGUUUCUGAUCGCGGGGUAUGAGACGACAGCCUCGGCAUUGCAGUACAUGACGUACGCACUUGCGACGAACCCAGAUAUUCAAGACAAAGUCUACGAGGAGAUUGACACAGUUCUCGGAGACGAGGAGCCUAGCUAUGAGAAUAUCAUUCAGAUGCGGUACAUGGAACAGGUGUUCAACGAAACCCUCAGGAUGUUUCCUAUCGUCCCGAUAACGACGCGCGAGGCAAUGGAAACAAUGACUAUCAAUGGGUACCAGAUUGACAAAGGAACAGCCGUGGCUGUUUCAAUCUACACCCUGCACCACGACCCCAUGAACUUUCCUAACCCGGAAGUUUUCGAUCCUGAGAGGUUUUCGCAAGAAAAUAAGAGAAAAAUUAACCCUGUAGCUUUCCAUCCGUUUGGCUACGGCCCUCGGAUAUGUAUUGGUAUGAGGUUAGCGCUAAUGGAGGCAAAGUGCGCCAUGGUUCAUAUGUUGAGGAGGGUCAAGCUUGUCCAGUCUGAGGAAACAGAGGUGCCACUCAAGUUCGACAACAACAGGAUAAUGAAGCCUGCACGCCCAAUCCGUCUAAGAAUUGAACCAAGAACCAAAGCAUAGAAACUUCCAACAAAAUUCCUCUGCUGGCACUCUCAUUAUGUGUAAUUGAGCCAUAUGUAUUGUCAUAUAACAGCCAAAUAUGCAUAUCAGUGUGUCUCUAGAUGAUAAUCAAUAUGAAUAUGGUCUUCCGCAACCCAUGCUUGUCGUAAAAGGCGACUAACGGGAUCGGGUGGUAAGGCUCGCUGACUUGGUUGACACAUGUCAUCGUAUCCCAAUUGCGUAGAUCGAUGUUCAUGCUGUUGAUCAGUUGAUUAUUUACAGACCGCCGCUAUAUAGCUGGCAUAUUGCUGAGUGCGGCGUAAAGCUAAACUCACUAACCCACUGUCAUAAGCGUUUCACUUUAUCGAUAUACUGGAGUUCGUUGACCGAAAUUCCAAUGCGCUUAAUAGAUGUCUAUGUUGCAUUUGCAUAUAUCUUGUGAAUAUUGUGUAUGCCUCUGUGAUGGUAAAACCGUUUAGUUUAUUUAUCGUGCAAUAUAUGUCUUGUAUCCGUAUUACCUACAUAGCGCCUUUUACCGCAUGUUGGCAUAGCAACAAAGUUGAUCAAUGACUGAUGUGCGGGUCAUAUCGUGUACCAGCUGUUAUUAAUUUUCAUAUUUAAUGUAACGAUAUAUGUAUGUAAUGAAUUGAAUAAAUGGAAGAAAAUA